AUGUCGGCCCCAGCCCGACCAGACCCACCCAUCGUAGGGAAGGUGACACACCACAGUAUUGAGCUGUACUGGGACCACGCACAGGCAUGGACAGACGGGGGAGCAGGAGACACCGGCAACGGGGGGAGGGUUCAUUUCUGCCUGCAGGAGGAGGACAAGAACAAGGGCUUCGCUACCAUCUACGUAGGCUAUGCGAAGACGUACACAAUAGAAGGUCUGGACCCGCUGACCCAGUACAGGUACAGACUCCGGGCUGUCAAUGAUGAAGAGGCCAGCGGCUUCAGUCCGGCGAUCACAGUGUCCACUACACGAGAACCUCUCACAUCGGAGCAUCUGCACAAGGCUGUAAACAACAAUGAUGUGCAAGCUGUCAUUCAGAUUCUGGAGGCUGGAGAGACCACAGAACACAUUUCUCCUAGUGAGGAUGGGGAGACCAAGUGGUGCAGGUUUCGGAGGGAUGUCGGGGUGGACGUUCCUGACAAGUACGGUCUGACUGCUCUGAUGAGCGCAUCACAGAGGGGAUUCAGUGGCAUCAUCGAUGUUCUGAUGAAAUGUGGGGCCAGCGUGCAGGAGAAGAACAGCAGUGGGAAGAACUGCUUGAUGCUGGCGUGCUUCGCCGGCCACCUGGAGAUUGUGAAGCAGCUGCGGGGUUACGGCUGUGACUGGGAGACGCGUGACCUGGGCGGCUGCACGGCCAUGCACUGGGCGUGUGACGGCGGCCACGGACAGGUCGUGGAGUGGAUGAUACAGGACGGAGCAGAGGUUGAUGUGAAGGACUACAAGUCUGGCUGGACUCCCCUGUUCCGGGUGGCAGCCCUGAACGGAGACCCUCAGAUCGCACAACUCCUCAUCCGGGCUGGAGCUGACGUCAACAGGAAGGACAAGGAUGGAAAAACACCACUCAUGAUUGCAGCUCUGAAUGGUCACAAGAAACUGGUGCAGCUACUGGUGGAGUCAGGGGCAGACUUCAAGGUCAAGAAUGAGUUUGGAAGCCGUGCAGUGGAGAUGGCUCACACUUUUGACAGACGGCCUGUUGUGAAGUACUUGGAGGAACUUCAGGAGAGUGAUGAGGAGAAGAGGAAACAGAGACUGCAGCAGGUCAAGCUGCGACCCACGUCCCACUAGUGCAUCCAGUUUGGCCACAGGACUGACCAGUGAACUGACCAUGCCACCCACAUAAUACUAGUGUGUCCAGUCUGGCCAGUGAACUCACCAUGCCACUCACACCAUACUAGUUUGCCUAGUCUGGGAUACUUUGGACACUUUAUUACUCCAUUAUAUUAGCUUUGUCUACAAGGCUUUUCUUCCUGGAGUUGUUUUUAAAGAGACAUGUGUAUCUAAUUAGCCAGUAAUAACUGCCCCUCGGCAUAACACAUCAGUUUCUGCAUCUGUAUCUGUACCUGUAUAGCCAGUAUAACUGCCCCUCAGCAAAGCACACCAGCAUAUAGGGGCCUAACCAGUGGAAGGGCUGCUAAAUACAUGUCAGGCAACACUCUCUGAGGUUUUAUUGUUUUGUGUUGCACUCAUCAUAACCAGUGAACUGUUUAGGAAUGGCCCAAUGUUAUCAGUGCACCGUCCACUUCUCAUAAGUUUGUGGUCCACAGCGUUGACCACUAUUCAUUCAGUGUUAAACAGAGAGAGCAGUAUACUGCAGGUUCAUUUCAGUUAAUUUUCACAGCACAGUGAAAAUCAAGAGUUUGUUGUAUCUUCCAGUCUGCAGUUUAAAUGAUUGUAGUCCAAAUGUAGCUGUAAAACGAAUGUUUAUCGGUGUGAUAAUUCUGUGGGGAGAAGUCAGCCUAAAAACUGUCAACUUAAAAACAGUGAAUAUUUCAAAGUCUACAGUAGCUGAAUUCGUACACGGACAAAAGGGUAAGUCUGGUGAUAGAUGUAACUUUCAUACAAGUUGCCAGAUUUGUGUUAUUACCUGGCCACUGUCUUUUAACAACUUCAACAUUGUAGUGCCUUACUAGUGGCCAAUCUAAGCCUCAAACAUGCCAGUAGUGGUUCUUCUAGCAUCUCAUUCAUAAGCCAUCUACAGUAAAUGUUGGUCAUAUGACAG
Branchiostoma belcheri (Belcher's lancelet) is the source of this 2059-nucleotide messenger RNA. Its product is annotated as fibronectin type 3 and ankyrin repeat domains protein 1-like. Gene Ontology annotation, biological process: regulation of apoptotic process. Gene Ontology annotation, cellular component: nucleus. NCBI's taxonomy places the organism in Eukaryota, Metazoa, Chordata, Leptocardii, Amphioxiformes, Branchiostomatidae. The record is from RefSeq and is a predicted model, not a curated record. Gene Ontology annotation, molecular function: protein binding. The transcript has 12 exons. The coding region runs from base 1 to 1125 and encodes 374 amino acids.